This is a messenger RNA of Saccostrea echinata, 1287 nucleotides long. Its product is annotated as carboxypeptidase B-like. Gene Ontology annotation, molecular function: zinc ion binding; metallocarboxypeptidase activity. The transcript is spliced from 11 exons. Bases 1 to 1287 code for a protein of 428 amino acids. The record is from RefSeq and is a predicted model, not a curated record. Gene Ontology annotation, biological process: proteolysis. Lineage: Eukaryota; Metazoa; Mollusca; Bivalvia; Ostreida; Ostreidae.
AUGUCCCUGAUUGCAGUGGUGUUUCUCUUUUUUGCGCAUGUGUCGGCGGAACCUAUGCGAUUUGAUGGACACAAGGUUUUGCAAAUCCUCCCUCAUUCUGUAGAAGAAUUGGAACACGUUCUUCAACUACAUGAUGUUUUGGAUUUGGAUAUGUGGAGAUACCCAAGUAAAAACAAUUUCUCGAUGGAAAUGUAUGUCGAGCCCGAGAAAAUUGAUCAUGUGUUGACUGCUAUUAAAGCCAUAGGGGCAGACGUCAGAAUCUGGAUUGACGAUCUACAAAAGUUAAUAGAUGAAGAAAAACAACCAGCUAAAAGAAGUUUCCAUCUUCCAUUCGCCUCGCAAGGGAAGAAUGCGGGGUUUGAUCAUUUAGCCUAUCACCGAUUUUCUACGAUCAAACAGUAUCUGGCGGACGUUGUGACAGCCACCCAGGCUAUGAGCACGGUGACUUCUUCACUGAGCACAAUAGGAUAUAGCUCUGAAUCAAACGAAAUUCAAGUUUUAAAGGUUUCCCGAAGUGAUGGACAGUCCCGCCCGUCAAUUUUCAUUGAUGGAGGAAUCCAUGCCCGCGAAUGGAUAUCACCUGCGACAGUUUUGUAUUUCAUUAAUCAGUUGGUGUAUGGGGACGAGUUUGACUAUGCUCCACAGUUACUGGACAAAUUUGACUGGUACUUCGCGCCUGUUCUAAAUCCCGAUGGUUAUGAAUACUCACAUACCACUUACAGGCUUUGGAGGAAAAAUAGAGUCCCCAAUGGAAGGAAUUGCUUUGGAACAGAUCUUAACCGAAAUUUUGGAUACCAGUGGAAUCCCAGUGUUGGCGGGAGUACGAAUGUGUGUUCUGAUGUCUACUCCGGGGCCACCGCCUUCUCUGAGAAAGAGAGCACAGCUUUGGAGACGUUUUUGUUAAACAACAAUCAGAACAUGGUGGCUUACCUGACCUACCACUCCUACGGACAGAUGUGGCUGUACCCCUGGGGAUACACGAGUGCUCUCCCCUCCGACUGGCAAGACUUAGACGCAGCUGCUAAGAUAGGAACUUCCGCUCUGUCCGAACUUUACGGUACGCAAUAUACGGUGGGCUCUUCAACAAAUGUCUUAUACUCUGCUGCCGGAGGGUCAGAUGAUUGGGCUAAAGGUGGCGCUGGCGUCAAGUAUUCCUACACCAUUGAACUCAGAGAUACCGGUGCACAUGGUUUUGUGCUUCCACAAAAUCAAAUAGAACCAAAUUGUAGAGAAUCUUGGAGAGGCUUGGCGGCAUUUGCUCUGUCAUUGAAUACUCGAAAAGGAUGA